AUUAAUUCCACCCUAAUCGUCCAAGGUCGUAAAGUAUCUGAUUAUAUUCAAUAUUUUUUUUUUUUUAAUUUUUUUUAAAGUUUUAAGAUUUUUAGUAUUUUCAGAGGUUGAUUCAUGUAUGUCACAAACGUAUCAGAUAUUUAUACACCAUUGUCACCAUAUCAUGCAUAUAUUUGAUACUAGAAUUACAAGCAUAUGUUACACAUAAAAAAAUAUUACAAUAGUACAUGUUUCUUAACUAUAAAUACAGGCUACAUAUAUUGAACAUAAAUUCAAGUUACAACAUACAAAGAAAACCAAUCAUCUUAUAUGAACUAGUUUUCUUCAAUCGAAAAAAAAAAUCAUCAAACAAAAAAAUAUUUCGAACUUUUUUGAUUGUAGGAAAUUAAAUGGAGAUAGGGUGGUCAGUUUGGAUGGUGUUAACUGUUAUUUUAGGAGGUUUAUUGGCAUUUUUUGGGCUCCUAAAAAAUGCAAAUGAGUGGUUUUAUGUGAGGAGUUUAGGCAAAAUGAGAGGACAACUUCCUCCUGGUGAUAUGGGAUGGCCUUCCAUUGGCACUCAAUUAUCUUUCCUUAAGGCCUUUAAGUCCGAUAACCCUGAUUCCUUCAUCUCCACCCUUGCCCAAAGAUUUGGGCCUACAGGAAUAUACAGAGCUGUAAUGUUUGGAAAACCCUGUGUCAUAGUAACAACACCUAAAUCCUGCAAAAAAGUUUUGUCAGAUGAUGCAACUUUUGGGCCUGGUUUCCCUGAAUCAAUCACCAAACUCAUGGGGAAAAAGGCAUUUCAUGGCAUUACCCCGGAAGAACACAAGCGACUUCGAAGGCUUACCACGGCUGCCCUUAGUGGCCAAGAGGCAUUGUCCAUUUACCUCAAGCACAUUGAAGAAAUCACAAUCACUUCACUUGAGGAAUGGGCUGGCAUGUCGAGACCAAUCGAGUUCUUAACUGAGAUGAGGAAGAUUGCUUUUAAGGUGAUCAUGUAUGUUAUGGUGGGUGAAACGAGUACUGAUCAUUCCAUCCUGGAGGCCUUGGAAAAGGAGUACACUACUUUGAAUCAUGGACUGAAGUCUAUGGCUAUUGACCUGCCGGGCUUUGCUUAUCACAACGCCCUUAAGGCUAGGAAGAACUUGCAGAAAAUGUUUCAGGGCGUCGUAGAUACAAGAAGGCUAGAACAAUUGGCAAAUAGACAAGUAGAAAAGAAGGAUAUGUUGGAUAUGUUGAUGGGAAUCGAAGAUGAGAAUGGGGGUAAAUUGAGCGAUGAGGAGAUUGUAGACUUAAUCAUCAUGUUUUUAAAUGCCGGACAUGAAUCUUCUGGUCAUGCAGCUAUGUGGGCAGUUGUGCUCUUAGAAGAUCACCCCGAGGUCUUCCAAAGAGCCAAGGAAGAACAAGAGCAUAUUGUAAGCAAACGGCCGCCAAAUCAGAAAGGACUGACAUUGAAAGAGACCAGACAAAUGGAGUAUCUAUCCAAGAUCAUUGAUGAGACACUACGCGUGGUUAACAUCUCAUUUACACUUUUUCGAGAGGCAACCAAGGAUGUUAAAAUCAAUGGUUUCACUGUACCUAAGGGUUGGAGGAUAUUGCCCUGGCUAAGAAGUGCUCACUUAAAUUCUGACAAAUUUCUCAAUUCCAAGGAAUUUAACCCUUCUAGAUGGGAUGAUCCAAAAAUAAGAGCAAAUUUCAUUCCGUUUGGAGCUGGAAGUAGGAUGUGUCCUGGCCGCGAUUUAGCCAAACUUGAAGUCUGUAUCUUCCUUCACUACUUCCUCCUUAACUACAAGUUGGAGAGAAUUGAUCCUGGAUGUCCUGUAAAAUACUUACCAAUCUCAAGACCUGUUGACAAUUGUCUCGCCAAAAUUAGGAGAAUGCCAUAAGUACCACAUUAUAGUGUUCAUCUUUAUGUACUUUGUUUUUAUUCUUUUUUAUAGAGUUGACACAGAAACCUAGGGUUGUAAUCACAAAUUUGCCAUUAAGAUAUUUUGUUUAUCUCUGUGAUAAACCUGGGCCUCCUCAUCGAGUUUCAUGUUCGGUCAAUUUUAUCCAUCAUGUUCUUUCGCGUGUACGUUGUUGUGUACAAACCAAGCAAUGAUAAAACAUAUAUAAUAACAUAACGAAGGUUAUUCAAUAGUUACAGUAAAAUUGUAGCUACUAUUAUGAGUGUAAAUCUUAACCCAUUAUAUCUUUGGAUUAAUUUUGUUCAUCCAAUUCCUUAUACUUUGACCAUGAAAAAAAAAUAAUAAUAAC
Molecule: messenger RNA, 2235 nt
Organism: Chenopodium quinoa (quinoa)
Lineage: Eukaryota; Viridiplantae; Streptophyta; Magnoliopsida; Caryophyllales; Amaranthaceae
Product: ent-kaurenoic acid oxidase 1-like
Exons: 8
Coding region: 390-1865 (491 amino acids)
Biological process (GO): brassinosteroid homeostasis; sterol metabolic process; multicellular organism development
Cellular component (GO): endoplasmic reticulum
Molecular function (GO): heme binding; iron ion binding; ent-kaurenoic acid monooxygenase activity
Source: RefSeq, a predicted model, not a curated record